Daucus carota subsp. sativus is the source of this 6049-nucleotide messenger RNA. RefSeq names its product putative 1-phosphatidylinositol-3-phosphate 5-kinase FAB1C. Gene Ontology annotation, molecular function: ATP binding; 1-phosphatidylinositol-3-phosphate 5-kinase activity. The record is from RefSeq and is a predicted model, not a curated record. NCBI's taxonomy places the organism in Eukaryota, Viridiplantae, Streptophyta, Magnoliopsida, Apiales, Apiaceae. The coding region runs from base 873 to 5930 and encodes 1685 amino acids. The transcript is spliced from 11 exons. Gene Ontology annotation, biological process: phosphatidylinositol phosphate biosynthetic process. Gene Ontology annotation, cellular component: endosome membrane.
AAAGAUUGUUUAAUGGAGAAUUGAGUUGUGAAAAUGAAAGCUUCACCGGGAAAGAUGGGUAUGAAAGAGAAACUAGUAGAGUUCAUCAAGAAGCAAAUUUUUAUGGAGAUGAGAGCUUGUCAAUUUAAUGCAAAGGGGAAUUUCUCAGUACUCUUUCUUUUCCUUCUUUUCAUUUCCAUCCUUUUUCUUCUUUAAGUUUGCUUAUCUUUACUUGAUUUGACUGUUUUCAAGCUUUCUUGAUGUGGGUUGUUUGUGUUUUUACUGUUUGAUGCAUAAAGAUUGUAACUUUAGUGGAAGGGAAUCUUGGUUUGCUUGUCAAGAUUCAAUCUUUAGCUCUAAUCUUGAUGUGGGUUGUUAGUGUUUUGACUGUUUGAUGCAUAAAGAUUGGAACUUUAUGAGAAGUGGAUCUUGUUUUGGUUUAAAAAUUCAAUUUUUAGCUGUAAUCUUGAAGUUUCUUGGAGUGGUUGAAUUGGGCUUUUAGGGUUUGAGCAGAAAGGAAAAAAUAGGAAAAAAGAAGAAGCUGAAGAAGUUAAAGAAGAAGAAGAUCUAUAGAUGCUUGUGUUAUUGUAUACUAAUAGAGAUUUUGUAUAUAUAGCAAGGAAGAAGGGUGUUGAUUAAUUCUCUUUGAGAUAUAUAUUGAAAUCCAAGGGAAAUAUUUAUUCCUUUCUUGUUACUUUUAUUCUGACUGAUCAGGUAGAAAAGAUAAUAGUAUAACUUUAUAAAACCCGCCAUUUUUGUUGUGGGUUUGGUAAAUUUCACCUCUAUUAGUUGGGUAAAGUUUACUCUUUGAUACAAACAAUUGAUUACAUUAGUGAAAGAAGAGGAGGGGUUAUAGUUUUUCUGGGCUGAUAUAUGGUGGAUUGGUGUAUUCUAUGGGAAUACCUGAUCAUUCGAUUCUGGAUUUGAUACAUAAAGUUGGAUCUUGGAUUUAUUGGGGAAGUGGUGAUUUGGAUUCUUGUUCCAGUGAAUACAAGAUGGCUAAAAUCUGCUGUGAUUGCAUGAUGCCUGUAGUGGAGUCUUCCGGUAGUAACCAUUGCCAAAGAUGUGGCAGGAUCUUGUGUGAGAACUGUGUGCAGUCAAAUGGUUGUAUUGGUGUUGUUUCAUCGGGGAACUCGAUUUUAGAUGGCUCAUCUGAAGCUGGUGCUGUAACUAACUAUUGCAAGUUCUGCUCUCAUAUCAGUAACAAGGAAAAAGUUGGGAAAAAGUUCAUUGAAAAAGUUUAUCCUUCAGACUCACCUAGACAAAGCCCUGAACCACCAUCUCCAUGUUCUACCGGGAGAUGUGAUGAAUGUUGUCAUCCAGAUUCUGCCAGAAGCAUAAUUCAUUACUCUCCAAGCAGGAGCGAUGAUGAUGAUAAAGAGGACUCCAACAAAACCUUUUUCAGUUCAUUUUUUGAUGAUACAUCGGAUGUAGAUUCAAGUAGUAUUAGUGCUAGACAUGAAUUUUACAGUUCCAAGUCAGUUGGAUCAAGUCCACUGGACAGCCCCUGUAGGAUCCAAAAUUUUAAUAGGAUAGGGCAUCCUGUAGAGCAGGAGCAAGUAGGAACCUCAAGGUUUCAAAAUGGUCCCUCUGAUCAAGAAACUUCGGCUGUAUUAGAAAUGCCUGAGAUGGGGACUAAGAAUCCUGAAAAUGCUUGUCAAAAGGAGAAUAAUUUGUUGACAUUCCAAGAUCGACCUCUAGAUUUGGAGAAGAAUGGUCUUAUCUGGUUUCCUCCACCUGCUGUUGAUGAAAAUGAUGAGAAAGAAGACAACUUCUUUGCAUAUGAAGAUGACGAGGAUGAUAUUGGGGAGUCUACUGCAAUGUUUUCAUCUGCCGACAUUGACAACAUGCUAUCAGAGAAGGAUAAAGACAAUGAUGGCCAAAAGGAUUCAUUAAGAGCUGUCGUACAGGGGCAUUUUAGAGCCCUUGUGUUGCAGCUUUUGCUUGGGGAGGGGAUACAGGUGAGUAAAGAAAACAAUGAAGACAAUUGGCUAGAUGUAGUUACAGAAAUAUCAUGGCAAGCUGCAAACUUUGUGAGACCAGAUACUAGCAGAGGAGGUAGUAUGGAUCCUGUCGAUUACGUAAAAGUUAAGUGUAUAGCAUCCGGAAAUCCCAGUGAAAGCAAAUUCAUUAAAGGAGUAGUUUGCACAAAAAAUAUAAAACACAAACGCAUGAUUUCACAGUACAGAAACACUAGAUUACUCAUUUUGGAUGGAGCACUCGAGUACCAAAGAGUUCCUAAUCAGCUGGCAUCUUUUGAUACGCUACUACAACAGGAAAUUGAUUAUCUGAAGAUGAUCGUUUCAAGGAUAGAGGCUCAUCAUCCAAAUGUGUUACUGGUUGAGAAAGGUGUAUCUUCAUAUGCCCAAGAGUAUCUGUUGGCGAAGGAGAUCUCCUUGGUGUUGAAUGUUAAAAAGCCUUUACUACAGAGAAUAGCUAGGUGCACUGGUGCUUCUAUAACUCCUAUUGAUAAGUUGUCUGUAGCUCGUUUAGGGCAUUGUGAACUCUUUCGCAUAGAAAAAGUAUCUGAAAACCUUGAACAAGUGAAUCAGCACCAGAGAAAGCCAUCUAAGACCUUAAUGUUCUUUGAAGGAUGUCCACGGCGGUUAGGUUGCACGGUCCUGCUGAAGGGUUCUUGUCGUGAAGAACUAAAGAAAGUUAAACAUGUUGUUCAGUAUGCUGUUUUUGCAGCUUAUCAUUUGUCCCUUGAAACUUCAUUCCUUGCAGAUGAGGGUGCUAGCUUACCUAAACCGACCUUGGGAUCCUCAAUAUCACUACUAGAAAGGACAAGUGUCGAUAGUACUAUUUCUGUUAUUCCUACUUCCGUUGUUCCCACCUCCUACUCAGAAGUUGCUAAUAUCACAAGUUUUAAUGACGAGUCUACAGGCCUCAAUCUAGAACUCGAGGAAAGCGAGUCAGUACUUGAGCCUCUUAAUCCUCAGUUCAUCUCUUCUCCCAACUCUGUGGAAUACAGACUCGGGUCCUCAGAUGUCAUAGACGAUCACUUAACAGCUACAGCAGCCUUGGAAGAAUACAGGCCAGGUGUAGUUGACAAUUACGAAAGAAGAAAUCUUGACGAGGAGAAUACCCAGAUGACCUCAGGCCAUAUGCAACUACAGGAUCUCUACUGUCAGAAAAAGCUUGACGAGGUGCUUGCUAUUGAUGCCUCCAGUGAAUACCAUUCAGCAGGUGAUAGUCACCAGAGCAUACUGGUAUCCUUUUCAAGUCGUUGUGUGCUUAAUGGAACUGUCUGUGAGCGUUCUCGACUCCUGCGCAUUAAAUUUUAUGGUUGUUUUGAUAAACCACUUGGCAGGUAUCUUCAAGAUGAUCUAUUUGAUCAGACAUCCUGCUGUAAAUCAUGCAAAGAACCAGCUGAUUCCCAUGUAGUCUGCUACACUCACCAGCAGGGUAAUCUUACAAUAAAUGUUAGAAGGCUUCCCACAGUAAAGCUACCUGGAGAACGUGAUGGAAAAAUUUGGAUGUGGCACCGGUGCCUGAGGUGUACACAUAUAGAUGGAGUUCCACCAGCAACCCGCAGGGUGGUUAUGUCUGAUGCUGCUUGGGGCCUUUCUUUUGGGAAGUUCUUAGAACUUAGUUUCUCGAAUCAUGCAACUGCUAAUCGUGUCGCAAGCUGUGGUCAUUCUCUGCAAAGGGACUGUCUUCGGUACUAUGGCUUUGGGAGUAUGGUAGCAUUCUUCCGGUACUCUCCUAUUGAUAUUCUCUCUGUCCGUUUGCCCCCAUCAGUUCUUGAAUUCAUUCCUCAUUCUCAACAGGACUGGCUAAAGAAAGAGACAGCCGAGCUUUUAAGCAAGCAAACCACUUUGUACGAGGAAAUAUUGGGAGUGCUUCAUAGGAUUGAACAAAAAAGUACCUCUCUUGGACUUGAAUCAUCUGAUAGAAUUGAGUUACAUAGUCACAUCAUUGAAUUGAAGGACCAGCUAAUAAAAGAGAGAGAUGAUUCUAAUUGUAUACUCCAACCACCUAGCAAAGAGAGUUUAGAACUAGCUACAGUGACGAUGGACAUUUUUGAACUUAAUCGCUUGAGACAAUCGCUCCUGAUCGUUUCACAUGACUGGGAUCAACGGCUUUGUUCAUUGGAUUCUCGCCUUAACUCUGAGACACGGCUUGGUCCCUCAGAUCAUGCUGGCCUAAAGAAUUCAAGAAGUGUUUCAUCUCUCAGCGAUGUCACCCUUUCUCUUGACCAUAAUAAUGUCGGUGUGUCUGAACAGAUUUUAAAUAUACCAGAUUUUCCCCAGGAAGAUUUACCGUGCACGCAUGACAAAGAUCCUGAAGCUUCAGCAGUAAAUUUUGGCGUUCGUGGAGUUUACAUGUCGACAUCAUGUGAGAUUAAGGAUGAGUUGAAGACACAUUCAGAUGGAGAAUCUACAGAUAACAAGACAUUAUUAGAGCGUGCUCCCUCAGCGGCAUCUGAAUUGUCGGAUAAAAUUGACUCUGUGUGGAAUGGUACAGCGGACUAUAGUCCGCUGAAAUUACCUUCGAGAAGAUUAUCAUCGCCAGCAAGAGUUCAAUCAUUUGAUUCUGCUAUAAGAUUCCAAGAAAGGGUUAAGAAGGGAUUGCCUCCCUCCUCGAUGCAUUUAUCAGCAGUCAGAUCUUUUCACGCUUCUGGGGAAUAUGUAAACAUGCUUAGAGAUCCCAUACCUGACUUACAAAGGACUUCUACUCAAAUUUCACCUCACGAGGCCCAGAAAUUUAACCUUUGGAAUGCCUCACCCUCAUUUAUUUCUUCUGCAUCUCUUUUGCCUAAUGGGGCACGAUUGGUACUUUCAUCAAAUGGCCAGACAGAUUUGAUUAUUGUUGUUUAUGAUAAUGAACCAACUAGUGCUAUAUCUUAUGCGCUCAGUUCCAGAGAGCAUAAAGACUGGAUAGCCGAUAAAUCUAGUGGAUUUGAAGAGGCCUGGAAUGCUGCUCAACUGAAGCGAGAGGAUUCUGCAGCUUCGACCAUUCCAGCCUGGCAGUCUUUUGGGUCUUUAGACUUGGAUUACAUCCACUACGGAAGUUAUGGUUCUGAAGAUGUUUCGACCACUAUUGGUACCAUACUAACGGAGCCUAGUAGUAGUCCCCAUUUCAAAAUUUCUUUUGAGGCCGAGUCACCUAAUUCUGGAGGAAGGGUAAAGUUUUCAGUUACCUGUUAUUUCCCAAAGCAAUUUGAUGCUCUCAGAAAGAAAUGUGGCUGUAAUGAAGUAGAUCUUGUACAUUCUCUGAGCCGAUGUCAGAGGUGGAAUGCACAAGGUGGGAAAAGCAACGUUUACUUCGCAAAGUCUUUGGAUGAAAGGUUUAUUGUGAAGCAAGUCACGAAAACUGAAUUAGUAUCUUUUGAAGAGUUUGCACCUGAGUACUUUAAAUAUAUGAAAGCUUCUGUAGACUCUAAAAGUCCCACAUGUCUUGCGAAAAUUCUCGGGAUAUUUCAGGUGACUGUUAAACACUUGAAGGGUGGCAAGGAAACUAAAAUGGAUCUGAUGGUGAUGGAGAAUCUCUUUUUCAGAAGAAACAUUUCGAGAGUCUAUGAUCUCAAGGGCUCUGCACGGUCCCGUUACAAUUCUGAUACUACCGGAGAAAACAAGGUGUUGCUGGAUAUGAAUCUGUUAGAAGCAUUACGAACUAAACCCAUGUUUCUUGGAAGCAAGGCCAAGAGAAGCCUGGAAAGAGCAGUUUGGAAUGACACAUCAUUUUUAGCGUCGGUGGAUGUUAUGGAUUAUUCUUUGCUGGUGGGAGUGGAUGAAGAAAGGAAAGAGCUGGUACUAGGGAUAAUCGAUUACAUGAGACAAUAUACAUGGGACAAGCACUUGGAGACAUGGGUGAAGAGCUCUGGAAUACUAGGCGGUGCAAAGAAUGCUGCCCCGACUAUUGUUUCUCCGAAACUAUACAAGAAACGAUUUAGAAAGGCGAUGACAACCUAUUUCCUUACAGUGCCUGAUCAGUGGUCGGCAUAGCCAAUAGCGAGAUAAUAUCUAGGAUUUAGUUUGAGCACAAUUCAUGUUACAUCAUGUACAUUACAUCUAAUCUUUUGUAACCCAUUUAUCAAAUAAACAUUUGAUGGUUGAGUAGUUUA